CCCUGUGCAUUGCUCCAAGCUGGCAAUCUAUCUUUCGAGGCCGGGAGUCGGGGCUCAUCGAACAAAAAGUCCGGCCAACGCAACAUGGGGGAGCGAUCGUGGGUUUCCCGCCAGUAAUACUUCUAGUCUUGAAACUACGCCGCUUUCGAGGCGUGAACACUCGAGCAAUCACGCCUUGCAUGCCCAUCUGCAGCCGCUCCUUACAACCUCAACUUGAGCUCAACGAGGCCUACAUCACGACCAGCAACUACCUGAGUUUAGCAGGAACUGGUCGUCAACUCAUCCACUCACUCACUCACCAUCCGCUCGGUUCUACUAGAUUGAGGUAGCCCCGAAAUCAGCUAUUAUAGGGGCACUGAGGAAGGAAACGACCUUGGGACGAAACCAAGUCACUUCAAUCGACUUUUAACCUGUCGAAUUCCCCCAUUUUAAGAUGGUCCAGCGCGCCCUCAGCCACCGUCGUGGCGCCCGCACCCUCGAAGUCGACACCACGCCCACCGCCGCCGGGCCAUCGACUCCUCCAUAUGUCACCAUCCCCGUUAUUGUGCGCACGGGGAGCACCACCGCUGGGAGACGGGAGUCGCUCCCCCUUUCGCGGCAUCACAUGCUUCGCAGGUCGAGCAGUGUCAGCGGCAGGAGCACGGCGGCGUCGUCGUCGUCGUCGUCUGGUUUUAAUGUAACAGGCUUUGCAACUGGGAGGUUGAAAGGGGCGGAGAUGUAUGAUCAAGGGUCGGUUAUUGUGGAUGUUGAGGAGGAGUUAGGGGGGAGUAAGGGAGAGGGCCAUUGAUGGGGUUGCGGUGUGUGAGGGUCGAAUCAUUUUUGGCUAAGAAGGAGCUGGGA
Messenger RNA from Parathielavia appendiculata, 840 nucleotides. RefSeq lists its product as uncharacterized. The record is from RefSeq and is a predicted model, not a curated record. The transcript has a single exon. NCBI's taxonomy places the organism in Eukaryota, Fungi, Ascomycota, Sordariomycetes, Sordariales, Chaetomiaceae. Bases 434 to 787 code for a protein of 117 amino acids.